GUACGCUGUACACACACGCGCGCGCACAACGGUUAUUGUAGCUGACACGGUUUCGUAAGUGGGUACUGCGGAGAGUACAUAUAAAAUCUACGUACCGCUUUGUGCCAUGUCAAAAGUGCAAACACCACAUUAUUAGGGUUAACCGGCGUGAACACGGAAAACCAGAUAAACUUCGUAAAAACUUUUAAGCUAUUUCGUUAUCGGUCAAUCCUUCAACCACUAUGGAAAGUUUAAAACACAACAAAAUAUGCAACAAUGUUUGUCCACCAUUAAAGAAACAGGUUUGCAAAUCAGAAAAACCGAACAUUAAAGUGUCUAAUCAUCAAAAGUUCGAAAUAAAAGUUCCACCGGUAUUCAACAGUGGACACAUUGGAAGUAAUCUUUUGAAAACAGAUACUUCUCCGAACGUUCCGCUUUGUCAUGCAAUACUGAACCUGUACAAUCCAUUAAACGAUCCGCAUUUAAAAGUCUGGCUUAGUUCGCCAAAAAAACAAAAAUUUCUAUACAAACAAGGACUUAUUUCCUCAGACAAUAAAGUCAUUAGUAACAUAAAAGAUUACAGUGAUCGUCAACAAUGUUUAAAACGCAGAGAUAAUUAUUUAAUGAAUCUACAGCGAAAACGCGAUGAAAACCAAAAAAAAGAGCAAAUACAAGUAUUCAAAGCUGAUCUCAAUAAUAAAAAAGAAAUAGCAAGGAAAUUGAAAGCUCUGAAGAACAUCUUUUUAGAAGAUAAGUUACAAAAAAAAAUACCAAUUGAUCGUACAAAAUUUAAGAAACCUGAGGAACCGAAGAAAUUUAAAAAUAUCAAAACAUACACUAUAGUUGGAUUGAAUAAACAUGGUAAAAGAGACAUGAAUAAAUAUAAAGGCACAUUCAUAAAAGGUUCUCCAAACGAUUAUCAUUUAUUGGGACUUUUCAAUGAUUUU
Molecule: messenger RNA, 926 nt
Organism: Sipha flava (yellow sugarcane aphid)
Lineage: Eukaryota; Metazoa; Arthropoda; Insecta; Hemiptera; Aphididae
Exons: 3
Source: RefSeq, a predicted model, not a curated record